CGUUCGCUGCCCGUAAAAGGAAAAGGUACGCCCCCUAGCUCUAGGCCAACGGCGGCCGUAGAAGAGAGCAAAUGAAAUGGCCUGCCCCUGCCCGCCUAUCCACCGGACCAGAUCGGCUGCCGCGGCGGCGACGAGACGACGGCGACACGCGCGCUCACAUGGAUUCCUGCCUAGGCAGGGGCCCUCCCAUUCUCAACUCGGAGAUGAAAAUGGAGAAUAUAUCGGGCCGCAGCUGUCUUCUCCUACCUAGUUCGUCCGUUUCACCAAUAGUGCCGUCUAGCUGUUCGAUGUUAUUCCUCCCUGGCCCGGCUUUUCCGCUUUCCAGCCCACGGAUGGGAUGCCCGCGAGUGGGAGGUGAUCAGUUAGGGGACCGUACCUAACGACAUUCGCUGCUCGUGGGAAUGUAAUUCAGAAUUCAGAAAUAUCCCCUGCGAGAAAUAUUCCAUGUAAGAAAUACACUGUGCUGCAGCAUGAGUAUGUAGUGUGUUGUUAUUUAUUUCAGACACACAUAAACAGAUAAAUAUCAUAUGUAGUACUGUGCAAGAAGUGUUGCGAAAAAUCAUGGGUUCUAGACAGUCGUAGGGAUGAAAUAAUUUACAUCCUCCUGUUUACUUUGGCAUCAGAAGCUUUACUUGAAACCAGCACGGCUCUGAAUCUUAUCAAGAUGUGUCAUAUGUGAAACGGUGAUGUUUACUAAGAAAGCUAUCAUGUCAUAAAAAAACCAUAUGUACAUCUACUAGGUUUGUAGUCACACCGGAUGUUCCACACAACUGAAAAAACAAAUUGUUUCCUGUUCCUAGUAGCCGACAAAAUGUGUAAACUUUUGGGUAAAGACAACUGUCGACAUUUCACUUGUGCAGCCUAGUUUUCAGAAUAUAUUCUUUCAACAGAACUUUGUGGAUGCUUCACGUUUUCGAAGGAUGAGUGUAUGAAAUUAGAAGAAAUAUGUGCUAAAUAAGGAAUAUGCAGUAUCCAAGGCCUAUGACACAGCACAAUCAUGGAAAGAUUAGGUAGUUCAUAACCAUGUAUCUAUAAUAGAACUUCACAGCCCUUCCGCCGCUCCUAUUCUCCUGGGCAAGGUAGGGACAAAAUUCACAUUUAGCCCACAUAUUUUAGCCUGAGCUGUCCCCCCAUAUAGUUAACCUUAGUGGAUAGGAAAAUGCAGAGCUAGUGCAUAUGAUUCCUUCUGUAUGUAGUGCACUGACACAAGAAGCAAAAUUAGGUGAAAAUCCUCUGCAUUAUUCUGCUAUCACAAACCCUUGGCGGUUAGUUUAGAUUUGACUUAGGGCUUUGUUUAAUCCCUUAUAAAUUUUGAUCGUCGAGAGGGGAUCAAAGCCUACCACUAUUCUGAAUUCUGAAAGCUACCCUGCGCCAUUUGUAAAAGUGGCAUCCCUUUCUUGCUAGCAGAACCCGACAAUAGCAGAGUUUGUUAUGAAAAGCUGACCUCAAAGGGGGGGAAAUGAUGCUGCCGAGGAAUAUUCCAGGCAUUCGGUAGUGUAAAUGUGAUGCGAUUUUAUAACGGAGAUGUAAUUACCACGGAGGAAAAGCAGCAAAAGUUCAAAAAUUCUUCGACACGGAUUCUUGUAGUUCCUCUCAAUGCACAAUUUUACAGGUACCUGUUACUGUCAGUUAUAUCAGUGACCUGUACUACAUGCUUGUGUUGAGCUGUUCUUUUUGCUGUACUGCAGAAUCAAUACCUUCAUGGACAAUACCUUCACUGUCCAUACCUCAAAAAUAUUUCUGGAAUCUUCCUUGCUGCAGUCUGCAGAAUUCUACACUGUAUCUGCCAAGCAAAUGAGGCAGUACCACUUGCCAUAUCUGAACCUCUUGAGCUUCAGUUCCGCGUCUAAUUGCGCCUUAAUUUUUAACUGAAAAUAAUGAUAAUUCAUGUGCCACCGUGCAUUUACAAUAGUAGGAAAAAGCCCGCUGCAAAAAAAGCUGCUGUGUGUUUCAUUUUUGUGCUAAAUUUAGUAUUUUCUCCAGAAGCCUCUUUAUGCUUAUCGCCUGUCAUUAUGAUCUCUAGAGUUUCAGUUCCAUGCUGAAUGGCGCCUGAAAUUCUAGUGAAAAUACUUUAUUUUCAGAGUUUCGGUCCAGUGCUGAACUGCGUUUUGAAUUCUACUCUGCAUACUUUAUUUCUUGAGUUUCAGUCCAGUGUCAAACUGCGCUUUAAACUGAAAAUACUGCAUUUACUCUGUGACUGUUUUUUCUUCCGGUACAGUGUCAAAUCGCACCUUAGAUUCUACUAAAAAGGCUGACUUUUUAGUUUCAGUUCCUUGUACUGGAAAUACUGAUAUAUUUUUAACUCAGCUUUAAACACUAGUGAAAAUACCAAUAGUUGUCUGAUAAAAAAAAGAAGAAAAUACCAAUAGUUUCCGUGUCGCCGUGCAAUAAUAAUAGUACCAAUAGUUGCGUUGGUGCUUUUGAUCGCAGUUUAUAAUGAUAAUGCAAGAAACGACUAGCCUGUCGUGCAAGAAUAGGUGCCAAAUGUUUAGCCUUUUUCCUCCUUUUUAGCACUGAGAGUGCGAGACAUUAAUCGCCUUUAGUUUACGUGUAUUUUCUUGGGGGAAAGAAAAGAAAGAAGUGUUUUAUGCUUAUUCCUUGUUAUUUGCACUGAUGUUAUACAUAUAUAAUCUCUGGAGUUGUGAUGCCAAACCAGUGGACAUUACAACGCCUUGUCAAGAUAAAAAAAAUUGGUUAGGAAUUGGCAAAAAGGGUCCUAAGUAAUGUUUCUAUAUAUACCUGGGUUCCCUCUCCACUGCCAAGAAAAGGACGCAUAUAUUCUGCUGUAACCUUGGCCAGAGGGAUUACUAUUACGUACGCCCCAUGUUUGUAUUUUGGAGCGGUAGAAAAACUGCAACAGGAAGUUAGGGCUCCUUUGAUUCAAAGGAUUUCCAUAGGAACUUUGGAGGAUUAGAAUCAUUAUGAAUUUUUUUCUAUGUUGGUUGUUUGAUUCAUAGGAUUGAAUAAACUUUUUUCAUACUUCCCAAGAUUUCUAGCAUCCACUCCAACCUCUUUGAAAAAAAUCGUUUGUUUUUCGUAUGAUGCAAUCAAACAGCUUAAAAUCCUGUAGGACUAAGAUGAACAUGACAUUCCAAUCCACAGUCCCGCGUUUUUAGAAUCUGCGAAUGGAAGAACGAUUUCAUUUGGGUGGCUGUGGAGCCGAGCGCCCUGCGUUGUGCGGUGCGGUGGCGCUGAGCGAGAGGAAAGAGGAGCGCGUGGAGCUGACCCGCUCGUGCGUCGUGUGGCGGGCGAAGGAAUUGGAAGGCGAGGGCAAGCGGGCGUUGGAUUGCCGUCCACGCGUCGGCCAUCCGGGGCGGGGCUCUCUAUAAAUACCUCUGCAUGCCUCCUUCAGUUAGCAUCCGGGCAAGAACUAGCGCGCGCUCUCGCUCUCUCUUUUCUCUCCCUCUCCCUCUCACCACCAGCAGACCAGCUCCGUGCGUGCGUGCGUACGUACGUGACCACCAUGAGCUCCUCCGGCGCCCGCGGUGUCCGUCGAGAGUACGGCCGGACCUAUGUGGUGAGGCCCAAGGGGAGGCACCUGGCCACCAUUGUGUGGCUCCACGGCAUAGGCGACAACGGAAACAGUUGGUCCCAGGUCCUGGGCAAUCUCCCGUUGGAUAAUGUCAAAUGGAUUUGCCCUACUGCGCCAACGCGGCCCGUAGCGGCCUUCGGUGGAUUCCCAUGUACUGCAUGGUUCGAUGUGGAGGAGACUUCUGUUGACGGCCCCGACGACGUCCAAGGGCUGGACGCAUCCGCCGCACACAUAGCAAACCUGCUAUCGUCCGAGCCCUCUGAUGUGAGGCUUGGGAUAGGCGGUUUCAGCAUGGGAGCUGCCACUGCGCUCCACUCUGCCGCAUGUUAUGGUCAUGGAAGGUUCUCAAAUGGGGUCGCUUACCCUAUCACCCUCAGCGCCAUCAUUGGGUUGAGCGGCUGGCUUCCCUGCUCCAGGACCCUGAGGACCAAGAUUGAGAGCUCACAGACUGCUUUCAGGAGGGCUGCUGCCUUGCCGAUAAUGCUUGGCCAUGGAAGAGGGGACGAGGUAGUCACGUAUAGGAACGGUGAGAGGUCGGCCGAGUUUCUGCGGAACUCGGGCUUUUCUUACCUUAAUUUCAAAGCCUACAACGGACUGGGCCAUCACACCAUCCCUGAGGAAAUGGACGAUGUCUCCAAGUGGCUCAGGGCAAGGCUCGGGCUUGAUCGCUCUUGCGGCUAAGUGGAGAAGCUUGUGCCUUGGUGGCUGACACAUGACAUGAGAGAAAAGUAUUGACACUAUAGAGGAGGAGAAGGUUGAUAUAUAUAUAGGUUAAUCAUAUGAAGAGAUCACGACCGGCAUGUGUUGAUAUAUAAGUCCUCACUACUGAAUUUCAUGUUACACUUAUAUGAUUGUACUAGUAAGAGUUGUACCCCAGUUAUAUUGUUUGUUUUGAUUGACCACACCAGUAAUUUAUGACGAUAGCUUUUAAUA
Messenger RNA from Triticum dicoccoides, 4465 nucleotides. RefSeq names its product acyl-protein thioesterase 1-like. The transcript is spliced from 10 exons. Gene Ontology annotation, molecular function: hydrolase activity. Bases 3464 to 4213 code for a protein of 249 amino acids. The record is from RefSeq and is a predicted model, not a curated record. Lineage: Eukaryota; Viridiplantae; Streptophyta; Magnoliopsida; Poales; Poaceae.